Molecule: messenger RNA, 3466 nt
Organism: Oncorhynchus gorbuscha (pink salmon)
Lineage: Eukaryota; Metazoa; Chordata; Actinopteri; Salmoniformes; Salmonidae
Gene: srpra
Product: SRP receptor subunit alpha
Exons: 14
Coding region: 633-2600 (655 amino acids)
Biological process (GO): SRP-dependent cotranslational protein targeting to membrane
Cellular component (GO): endoplasmic reticulum membrane; signal recognition particle receptor complex
Molecular function (GO): ATP hydrolysis activity; GTPase activity; GTP binding
Source: RefSeq, a predicted model, not a curated record
CAGGGAAGAACUUGAGAAUGGCUGCAUGUUCUUUAUAUAGUGGGAAGUGAUAACACAAUAAAAUUGUUUACACAACAGUUAUUUUGUACAAGCAACAGUUACAGAACAUAAUAGCCUUGUGUUAGGGUGCAUACAUACCAGGAGUCUAUGAAAGGCAUUACAUCACAGUCCAACACAGAACAUAUCCCUUGAGACGUUUCAACAGGUCAACACAAAUUCUGCCACCACAGUUUGGAAGGGUGUUUUUUUUGUAGUUUUACAUUUGUUUUUUCUUUCCCCGUUUUGUAUCACAAAGUAUGAUUUUAUAUUAUAGUCCAGUUUGUGGCGGUAAUGAGGCAUAUUGGAUGCCAACCGCCGUUGAACUCCAAAGAAGAAGAAUCAGAAAUCUCCGGAAGAAAACGUCAUUUCCUGGUCUUGCAACUGACGUGUCUAAAACAGUGUUGGUGGAGGUAGCUUGACUUGGGAGGAAAUUUUUCAUCAGAUACUGUAUAUCUGAUUAGAUUUCCUUCUGGAGGCGAAGCCACUUAAAAUAUUCUUCCGAUCAGUUAUUUAUAGCGUUUUCCCCCCUUCCGUUUAACGUUUUUGUUUGUUUUCUUUACGUUGGUAUAUUAUUUCGUGUACGUGGUGUCAAGAUGCUGGAUUUCUUCACCAUCUUUAGUAAGGGGGGCAUAGUGUUGUGGUGUUUUCAGGGAACCGGUGUUACAGAGUCCUUCACCGGGCCUGUCAACGCGCUGAUCCGCUCCGUGAUCCUUCAGGAACGCAGUGGCAACAAUUCCUAUUCUCAUGAUGCCUUGAGUCUUAAGUACAAACUCGAUAAUGAGUUUGAGCUGGUUUUUGUGGUGGGUUUUCAAAAAAUCCUGACGCUGACGUAUGUUGACAAGUUCAUAGAUGACGUACAGCUCCACUUCAGGGAUCGCUAUAAGAACGAGCUGGAGCAAAAGGGGUCCCUUGCGCUGUUGAACAGCCAUUUUGCGUUUGAGGAUGACUUCAAAAUGCUUCUUCGUGAGGCGGAGGAGAGCAGCAAAGCUCGAGGUCCCACCUCCAUGAGAAGCUUCAAUGCUUCCCUGAAAUCCCAGAAAACUGUGAAGUCCAUGAUCGAGACGAAGGGAGGGGAUAAGGGCAAGGAACAGGGUGGCAAGAAGAAUAAGAAUGCCAAAAAAGAGGCUCCUGCUGCUGAGCCUGUGAAAGGGGAAAAAGCUAAGGCUCCAGCCAGUGCCCAGAAGACAGAAGAGAACGGUAACCAAGGUUUGACCCAGGAGGAGAUCAUUCAGAAGAAGAGAGAGGAGUUUAUCCGCAAGCGCAUGGGGGCACCUGUGGAGAAGCCCAGUAAGUCCCCCAAGCCUGCGAAGGAGAAACCCAAGGGGAAAGAGAAGCGGGUGUGGACCUUGGGUGGCAGCAGCACCAAAGAACUGGACUAUAGCCAGAGCAAUGGCAAUGGAGCCCAUGCUGCUGGAGACCAAGGCUUGGAUGCUCAAGCUGACCCGGGGAUGCAGCUGAGCUCGAUGAAGGGUGACUUGCUCGCCGUGGAUUACGAGUCCAGCGAGGGAGAUGAUGAGGAGGAGGAGGAAGAAGAUUCUGUGGAGAGGGUGGUAGUUGCUGACAUUAGCAAGAAAAUCCCCAAAAAGGGUGCUUUUGGAGGGAUGUUUGGGAUGCUGAAGGGCCUGGUGGGUUCUAAGAGUCUGAGCCAGGAGGACAUGGAGCCAGUUCUGGACAAGAUGAGGGACCACCUCAUCGCUAAGAAUGUAGCAGCCGAAAUUGCCUCCCAACUCUGUGACUCUGUAGCCAAGAAACUGGAGGGCAAAGUCAUGGGCACCUUCACCACUGUGGCCUCAACUGUAAAGGGGGCCCUGCAGGACUCCCUGGUCCAGAUCCUGCAGCCUAAGCGGCGUGUGGACAUCCUGAGAGAUGUCCUGGAGGCUCGUAGCCAGCGCAGGCCCUUCGUCAUCACCUUCUGUGGGGUCAACGGGGUCGGAAAGUCCACCAACCUGGCCAAGAUCUCUUUCUGGCUAAUCGAGAAUGGUUUCACCGUGCUGAUAGCAGCCUGUGACACAUUCCGUGCGGGGGCCGUGGAGCAGCUGCGUACCCACCAGCGCCGCCUUAACUCCCUGCACCCCCCUCAGGACCACGGGGGACGGCCCAUAGUGCAGCUUUAUGAGAAGGGCUACGGGAAGGACGCCGCUGGCAUCGCCAUGGAGGCUAUUGCCUAUGCCCGUAACCAGGCCUUUGAUGUGGUGCUGGUGGACACUGCUGGGCGGAUGCAGGACAACACCCCCCUGAUGACUGCUCUGGCCAAGCUGAUAGCUGUCAACAUGCCUGACCUGGUGCUGUUCGUGGGGGAAGCUCUAGUGGGCAACGAGGCUGUGGACCAGCUGGUGAAAUUUAACCAGGCGCUGGCUGAUCACUCCAUGUCUGAUAAGCCUCGUCUCAUCGACGGGAUCGUUCUCACCAAGUUUGACACCAUUGAUGACAAGGUUGGCGCUGCCAUCUCAAUGACCUACAUCACAGGCCAGCCCAUUGUGUUUGUGGGCACAGGGCAGACCUACAAUGACCUGCGGAGCCUCAACGCCCGUGCUGUUGUGGGCGCCCUCAUGAAGGCCUGAGUGGCUGCUGCCUGCAUCCGUGUUCAUCACUAUCGUGACAAAGCCAACUAAACACAGCGCUUUGAGAUGUCCGGUCCUGCUAACCCUGUCCUGUGGCUCACAUCCUAAUCCUCCACAUAGCACCAAAUGCAAAACACACAAGCUUCCUCCCAACUCCAUCUGGGAAAGGGGUGGUGGGUGUUGACUUUUAAGUAAGCGUGCGUCUCUUGCUGUAAACGGUUGGGCCAAAUUCAAAAGUACCUCAAUUUUGCUUUAAAGUUCGAGACACAUUUCCUGACUUUUUAUCUGAUCAAAUAGAGAAUAUUUAUUUGUCCUCACUCACAGGUUACUCAUUGUCAAAUUCACUUCCUGGCAUUUGGUGUCUGUUUUCCCCCUUCACUUCAACGAGAACAUGUCAGUUAUGAAGGCUUGCUGGAUGCGACACGUUUCAGCAGCCGCCCCGUUCCCGAGGAAAGCUUAGUGACCAUAGUGCCUAUCCUAUCCGUUUCCCUGAAGCAUCACCACCACAACCCAGUAACUACCUUCUGUUUCUAGCUCUCUGGAUGGACUGCUAUAACCCCCAUCCCGAUGCUCCCUUCUUCCUCUGCAAUUAGACUUGAAUGAUCCUUCAGUUUGUGGUCGAGUUGAAAAAAAUAACUUAAGACAUUUUUUGGGGUUGUCCUCCAGGGUCUACAACUGGAGCACUAGGCCUUGACUUUAGCUUUUUCAAUUUCUUCCCCUUUGUCAUUUUGAAAACAAAUACAAGUCUUACAUUUUUCCAGUCCCUUUUAAUUUGCAGUAGUGCAAUGAGAAUCAAGAGUUGUAUAGAUUUGUCAGUUGAAUGUAAACAUUUCUAAAUAAAGCUGCUAUGAUGGCAUGGAACAACA